Messenger RNA from Thelazia callipaeda (thelaziosis nematode), 630 nucleotides. NCBI's taxonomy places the organism in Eukaryota, Metazoa, Nematoda, Chromadorea, Rhabditida, Thelaziidae. The record is from the annotation of a GenBank genome assembly.
AUGUCCUUGCACUUUUUACCUUUAUUGUCAUCAGGUGAAGCUCCACAUACGCGAAUUUAUUCACCUAAAAUGGCUGAUAUUGGAACUGGUAUCGAUAAUCAGAAGGAAGAGCCUGUUAAAUACCCACUUGUAGUGCAGUACUGCGGAGCAUGCAGUAUGCCACUUGAAUACUGCGAAUACAGUGGCGUAACGGAUAGGUGCCUAAAAUGGUUAGAAACCAAUUUGCCUUCAGAAUUCGAGAAACUGGAUGUUACUGCUUUAAAAGAAUCAAGAGAAUCAGCAGAUGCCGAAAAAAAACAUCAGAAAAGAGGCGGAAAGGGUUCGAAAAUUGGGGUCGAAAAACAUGCAGCAGAAAAAAAGAAUACGGCAACCAGAAUCACGUUACAACGAGCACCUAGGGGAAAAAAUAAAUUUGUUACAGUUAUUAAAGGAUUGGCAUCGUUUGAUGUGGAUUUGAAAGCCGCUUCUAAAAUGUUUGCUGGGCGCUUUGCAUGUGGUUCGUCGGUAACUGCAUCUGAUGAAAUAGUUGUUCAAGGUGAUGUAAAAGAUGAAAUAAUAGAUAUAAUCGAAAAAAAGUGGCCACAUAUUGAAAGUAAUGUAAUCGAAGAUCUUGGUGAUCAGAAACGUUAA